Molecule: messenger RNA, 1533 nt
Organism: Limanda limanda (common dab)
Lineage: Eukaryota; Metazoa; Chordata; Actinopteri; Pleuronectiformes; Pleuronectidae
Gene: asmt
Product: acetylserotonin O-methyltransferase
Exons: 8
Coding region: 1-1077 (358 amino acids)
Molecular function (GO): O-methyltransferase activity
Source: RefSeq, a predicted model, not a curated record
AUGGCUGAAAGUCAGGAGAUGACUUCCACCGAGGGGAUGUCUGCUGCCGACACAUAUCCCAGAAAAAUAAUGGAAUACAUGGAAGGAUUUCUUGUCUCAAAGACUCUGUUCACAGCCUGUGAGCUGGGUGUUUUCGAUGUGCUGCUGGCUGCUGAGCGCCCCCUGUCUGUGGAGGAGAUAAGUCAGGCGGUGGGAGCCAGUCUGGAUGGCACAGAGAGGCUGCUGGCCGCCUGCAGGGGCCUUCAGCUGCUCAACACACACCAGGACGAUGGACGAGUGCUUUACAGUAACACAGAGCAGGCCAGAGUCUACCUGACCCGCUCCAGUCCUGUAUCUCUCUUCCAGUCCAUCCAGUACAGCUCCAGAACCAUCUACUUCUGCUGGCACUACCUGACCGACGCUGUCAGGGAAGGAACAAACCAGUAUGAAAAGGCUUUUGGAGUCGGCUCGAAGGACCUGUUUGAAGCUCUCUACAGGUGUGACGAGGAGAUGGUGAAAUUCAUGCAGCUAAUGAACUCCAUUUGGAACAUCUGCGGUAAAGAUGUGGUCACAGCAUUUGACCUUUCGCCUUUCAAGGUUAUCUGCGACCUCGGAGGCUGCAGUGGAGCAUUAGCCAAACAGUGCACGUCAGCCUACCCAGAAUGCACUGUAACGAUCUUUGACCUCCCCAAGGUAGUGCGUACGUCAAGGGAACACUUUGUCAGCGAGGACGACCUGAGGAUAAGUUUCCACCAAGGGGACUUUUUCAAAGACCCCCUGCCAGAGGCUGACCUCUACGUCCUUGCCAGAAUCCUCCACGAUUGGACAGACGAACGCUGCAUAGAGCUUCUCAGUAAAGUCUAUGAAGCCUGCAAACCAGGAGGCGGUGUAUUGGUGGUGGAGGCGUUGCUCCAUGAGGACGGCUCUGGCCCGCUAACAGCGCAGCUCUACUCCCUGAACAUGCUGGUGCAGACGGAGGGCAGGGAGAGGACAGCUGCCCAGUACGCCGCCCUGCUGGCAGCUGCCGGCUUCACCGACAUCCAGCAUCGUCUGACCGGGAAGAUCUACGACGCUGUGCUGGGACACAAAAAGACAUAAGAGCCCAAACCUCUGCUACUUGUGAGCCGCGGCAGAAAGGUCAUGUCAACACUGUUACUAUUUGUGCACUUUGUUAGGCUUUUGUAAGAUUUCACCACAAGCUUCUACAAAUAACAAAAUAAUAAAAAUGCUGUUUAACACUCUGACAAUAUUCUAGUAUUCUUAAACUUUUGUACAUGCUGUUUAGAUUAUUGUAAAAUGCUCAAAUACAAAGUCAAUUUUAACUGCUCAAUUUUACGAUACUGUAUAUUCAGAAUAAAUGUGCAUCAUUUUAGUGUGAUAAAACAAAUCACUGACAACAAAAUGGCAUCCACUGCAACAAUGUGAUAAGAGUUAUUAAAGCAGCAGAAGCCUCAUUACCGCAUAAGGGAAUUCCCUGAACUGUGUCUCACAAAAUUGUAUGAUCUACUACAAAUCAUAAUCUUGGAGAAAAACAAUAAAAUGUAAAAAGUUUAA